Molecule: messenger RNA, 2283 nt
Organism: Dipodomys spectabilis (banner-tailed kangaroo rat)
Lineage: Eukaryota; Metazoa; Chordata; Mammalia; Rodentia; Heteromyidae
Gene: Dnajb6
Product: DnaJ heat shock protein family (Hsp40) member B6
Exons: 10
Coding region: 197-1156 (319 amino acids)
Biological process (GO): positive regulation of proteasomal ubiquitin-dependent protein catabolic process; protein refolding
Cellular component (GO): endoplasmic reticulum membrane; cytosol
Molecular function (GO): Hsp70 protein binding; ATPase activator activity
Source: RefSeq, a predicted model, not a curated record
GGCCUAAGCUCGGAUCCAGUGCUGGAGAAGCGCUCACGCCCGAGCUGCAGCCCAACCGUUUCAAGACCACCAGUUUUCUGGAAAAGUUAGAGCAAGAGGGGAGAAGAAAAGAAAGAAACUAGCCAAGUGGCUCGGUUGUCGCCUCAGCGUGGGCUCUACCGGCUCUUCAGGACUUGUUCCAGCAAUCUGUUAAAACAUGGUGGAUUACUAUGAAGUUCUAGGGGUGCAGAGGCAUGCCUCGGCCGAGGAUAUCAAAAAGGCAUACCGGAAACUGGCAUUAAAGUGGCAUCCAGAUAAAAACCCUGAGAAUAAAGAAGAAGCAGAGAGAAAAUUCAAACAGGUAGCUGAGGCGUACGAGGUGUUGUCAGAUGCUAAAAAACGGGACAUCUAUGACAAAUAUGGCAAAGAAGGAUUAAAUGGUGGAGGAGGAGGUGGAAGUCAUUUUGACAGUCCAUUUGAGUUCGGCUUUACAUUCCGGAACCCAGAUGAUGUCUUCAGGGAAUUUUUUGGUGGAAGGGACCCAUUUUCAUUCGACUUUUUUGAAGACCCAUUUGAUGACUUUUUUGGGAACCGAAGGGGUCCUCGAGGAAGCAGAAACCGAGGUGCAGGCUCCUUUUUCUCUGCCUUCAGUGGAUUUCCAUCAUUUGGAGGGGGAUUUCCUUCAUUUGAUGCAGGAUUUACUUCAUUUGGGUCACUGGGUCAUGGAGGCCUCACUUCCUCCUUCUCCUCCACGUCAUUUGGCGGUGGUGGGAUGGGCAACUUCAAGUCCAUAUCAACUUCCACUAAAAUAGUUAACGGCAGGAAAAUAACUACAAAGAGAAUUGUUGAGAAUGGUCAGGAAAGAGUAGAAGUUGAAGAAGACGGCCAGCUAAAGUCCUUGACAAUAAAUGGUGUGGCGGACGCCGAGGCCCUCGCCGAGGAAUGCCUGCGCAGAGGCCAGCACUCGCUGCCCGCCACGUCCACCGCCGCCGCCCGCCUGCCCCGGCCGGGCCGCGCCGGCCCCGGGGCCAGACUCCCGCCUCACCCCGGCCUGGAGGACAGCGAGGACCGAGACAACCCCAUGACCUCAGCAGGGGUCAAAGAAGGUGGCAAGAGGAAGAAGCAGAAGCAGAAAGAGGAGUCGAAGAAGAAGAAGCCGACCAAAGGGAAUCACUAGGCUGGACUUGCUGCAGUCGCCAGCCCCGCCCCGCCCGCGCCGUGCGCCCGCGCCCGCGCCCGCAGCAGCGUCUGCUCGCUUAGUGGGACUGUGAACACACGCUCACGGAUCGGUAGGAUCAGGGCACCGAGACAGAGGUGACAAUCGCGGGUGGCCUGCCAGCUAUUUGGGACACAGCCUCGACUUUGUUACUCUGCUUUUCUCCAGCACUAAAUCCGUGAGCGUUUUCCUCUUGAAUUGCAAGGAUCUGUCUUGUUCUUUCCAGCUGAGAUAUUGUAGUGGUAGAAGUUCAGUAAGCCGGGCCCGACUCCACACGGCACACGCUCCUUCCCGGUGGUGGCACGCCGUUUGCAAUUGGAAUACGAUUAGGUACCCUGUAACUUAAGAGAAACUUACACUGCCGGUACUUUUUUGCCCACAGAAAUCUGACAGCGCACUGUCGGCCAUCUUAGUGGCUUCACAGAUAAGACCCUUCCUGUCAUUGUCAUCCUCUCCAAGUCCAAAUUUGACUGCAAGUCUUGCUUAAUUUUUGCUAAAUCUCAUCUUUCUCGGAUCUAUAAUUGUUCUUUUUUAGUAAGAAGGUUUUGCUCAGCGAAUACCAUCUGCAGCGUUUACAGGUCAAGCUUAGGCUGGGGAAAACCAAGCUGGUUAUUGACACACAUGUACUCCCCUUACACAUAUACAUACAUGUGCAAAAUAACCGGCCACCUGGCAGAAGCUUGACCUGAGUAGUUAGAGUUUGCACACAUGGGUCCCUGAGGCAGCGCUUCCUCCUCGCGCCGUCCACCGCUGUCACCGCACCCGCAUGCUGCUGCGGCCUCCCCCCCCUUCCGACGGGACGCUGGCACCCGCCGGCCCCCUGCCUGCCUGCCCCCGCUCCCGCGCCCCUCCCCCAGCCCCGAGGACCCGGGUCGCUCUGCCUGUCCCCCGCCCCCGGGGAAGAGGUGGCCGUGUUUGGAGUGGGGGUGUGUGGCGCGUCCCCGUGUGCGCAGCCGUGUGCCCGGCCUGGGUGGGACGCGGGGCGGGCCCUCGUGGGCCGCAUUGGUAUCUCAUGCUUGUGGAAAAUGUGACCUUCAAGGCACAGCGUGUUUUACUGCUUCCUACAAAUAAAGCGUAUGCACUGUUGA